This is a messenger RNA of Porites evermanni, 11397 nucleotides long. The record is from the annotation of a GenBank genome assembly. Lineage: Eukaryota; Metazoa; Cnidaria; Anthozoa; Scleractinia; Poritidae.
AUGUACCUUCUUAUUGUGUUGGCUGUUCUUGCCGCGCAAGCAUUCACCUUUGGUGACGAUGAUUUCACCAUGGCUUUGGUAGGAAGGUUUUGUUUGUUAUUUCAAAUGUUAUGGUUUUAUUCUUUCUGAUGGCUUGUAUUUCAAAAACGUUAACUGACCUGCAGAAUCACAUUGAUUUCAUAGUCUGAGAAUACAGUCGACAUUUCCUGAUGCCUUUACUGUCGGGUUUCCUCGCGAAAUGACGACCACCGUCUGAGAAACGAACGCAAAAAUUUUCACACUGAUGACGCGCCACUACCCAGAUCUGGGUAGUGACAUGUAGUAACUUCAUCAGUACGGAAGUUUUGUUUCUCAGACAUCAUUUCGCGUGGAAACCAGCGGAGACGUCGCAAAAUGUCGACUGUUUUCUCAGGAUAUCACUUUCAGAAUCAGCCGGCCGGCAUUCAUAAGAGUCCCGAUUCCCUUAACCUUUUAAGCCCUAAGAGUGAUCAGCAUGAAAUUUCUCCUCAUAAUAUCAAUGCUCUAGAAAACAGUGGUCAUGAGAAUCGAGUACACGAUAAGUGAAGAUAAGUCUAUAAGUCCAAUUGAUAAUUCAAUAAAUUCUCCCCACUACUUCUAUUGAAAAAGUGUAGGGACAGUAAAUGAGAAUCUCAGUCUUAAUAUUAGGGUUUAAAGGGUUAACGCUAACGUGCGCCUUAUCUGCCUAAAUACCAUAAACUGCCGCAGCAUUUAUAGGCCUCCACUCCCAGUUAUAGGCCCAUACAUCCGAUUGCAAGCCCACUCGAAUAUAAGCCACCCACCCCCACCCUCCCCCCUCUGAAGUCAACAUAUUGUGACGUUUUGAAGCUCAAUUAAAAACCUGUAAUUACAAAAAGUAUUUUGAUCAGUAGUGCUCUAGAUAGUUUCGAAGCUAACCGCUUUUUCUAUUCUUGUUACAAACCCUUCAGAUGUAAACCCCUGCGUUUGUAAGCCGUCCUAAAAUCCUUUUCUAGCAUGUAUAAGGCAAAGGUUUACGUCAUAGUGUCUUGGAUGUUACAAAAGCUUAACUAUUGCGAGGGGGAAGUGGGUAAACUGGGGCGUUGUAGUCCUUCAGCUACCGUGGAAUUAUCGAUAUUACUCAUGAAAUCGGUUUUUCUUUCGCCAGAAUUUCUUGAAAAAGUAUCAAUACAUGUCUUCGACACGUUCUGGAAAUUACAUGAAUUCAGCUUUAAAAAAGUUCCAACAAUUUACUGGUUUGCAUGUUACUGGUAUUCUGGAUAAGUCCACUAUCGACCAAAUGAAGAAACCUCGUUGUGGAAUGCCGGAUUUUAGAGGCCACGUCAAGCGUUUUGCUGCCAAUUCCAAAUGGAGUAAAACACAUCUGACUUACUUUGUGAGGAAGUAUGGCGCUGAUUUAAAGAGAUCAACGCAGGACAAAAUAUUUGCUAAAGCCCUGAAGCUCUGGUCCGAUGUAUCGGGAUUGUCCUUCUCUAAAGCGAGAAAUGGACUCUCUGCCGAUAUAAAGAUAAGGUAAAAAUUUAACAUCUUUCACCCUCUGGGUUUUCAUUAGAAGUUAAAGGGAAUAAAAGACUAAUGUAUAGAUUUAUCCAGAAUUAAAAGUGAAAAAACUUCAAACGGUGAACUUGAAACCAUUGAGAAGAAUCCACAGAUCCAUACUUGACUUAGGGGAAGACCAUGUUACGUUUGAGGAAGAGGCUUUAUAGUCAAGAAACAAUUGCUGCUGCAAAAAGGGAACUUGAGCUUGAGAUCAAUUAAAAGCUAAUAACUGGUCAGCGAAAAACCGUAAUAAAAGGCGUGGCCCUGAUUAGUUGAAACCUGAGCCGGCCAUAAGGUCUUGUGAUACUGGUUAUCGGAUACCCUGACAGCCGUCAGUGUCAAUUGACCAUAACAUGGACGUCUAUCAUCAAGUUCUAACACAGAUUGCAGGCUCCCACACAAAUCAAAAAUGCUCCCUGUGGUGCGAACGGUAGGUAUGAAUAGAUUGUGCUAGUAAAUUCAGGAAAGGUGCUUCACAAUAUACCCAAAAGUUGCUCUAAAGUAGCUCAAAUAUCAAAAAGUUGCCACCAAAAGUUAGAAAAGUUGCUUGCUCUAGAGUCGUUUUUUUUAAGAUAAAUACUCAAAACGUGUUUGUUUGUUUGUUUGUUUGUUGCCAUUUAAACAUUUUCAUUAAAUAUUCUUACAAUGAUUAAAAGAGGCCAAAAGCCAUUGUUAUAUGACAAAUAUAAAUACUAUGUUGCAAUCAAUAAUUAUACUCUUACAGAUAUACAGAUAGCCGCUGUCCAGAUUUCAUGGGCGUAAUGCAAGUGUUAUUUUAUUGUCAUUUUAUUGUAUAUCCUUAGUUUUAAUAAAAUCAGUUUUGAUAAAACCAGUUUUAAUAAAAUCCUUCGAAAUGAAACGACCUUUUAUGGUUUGGAUCGGUUUUAUAUCAAUUUGUUGCUCAAAAGUUGCCAAGGAAGGCAAAAGUUGCCCUAGGUUGCUGGUACUACAAAGAGUUGCUCAAAACGCUAAAAGUUGCUCAAACGUUACCGAGCACAAUCUAUUUAUGCCUAGCGAACGGACAGGCGGACGUACGGUCACGAGACCACCCACAAUUUCUCGGUUUUCGUAACACCUUUCGUUUUCACAAGGAUUUUAAACGGAGUGAUUGAAAGGCAGAAGCGCAUGCUACUCCUUAAAUAGGGUGACACAUAAAAAAAAUAUGCGGUGCCAACUUUCCUCACUUGCAGCUGAUGGCUGAACUGCGGACGAACCAGAGAGGUGAGAUCGAACGUCAGCAUGUAAAGGCGCACUCUUGCAGCCACUUCAGUCCAUGUUUUUAUCACACCUCGCCCACACAGGCCAAGUCAGAUAGCCCAUGACAUCGGGGCUACGUCCCCUACUCUUUUCGAACAAUGUCACGGGUUCUUUUACGUCCCCUUACAACUAGAGUACAAGGAUGAAGGAGACAAGGCCAAGGGCUUAACGUCACCGCCCAAUGACGCGAUCAUCUGAACUUGGAAAGGGGUUUCACAUGAUAUAUGCUGGUACUUCAAGUUUGUAAUUGGCCCCUAGUACUCGUGACCUUGAUUGAGAGCAUGGACAUUUUAGUUUUAAAUUUCUUUUCUCAGUUUUGGUAAUAGGAACCACCCAGGGGGAAAUGGAGGAAGAUGCCCAGAUCGAUUCGAUGGACGUGGUGGACAGCUUGCGCAUGCGUUCAUGCCUGAAGACGGCCGUGCUCACUUUGAUGAAGCCGAAACAUUCACCGACAACAGCCCCCAAGGUACAAACCUUCUGUGGACUGCCACCCACGAAUUUGGUCACGUGCUCGGUCUGGAUCAUUCGAGUGACAGAGAUGCCAUUAUGUUCCCAUACUACCCAGAUUUUUAUCAUCCUAAUUUAAGCCUUGAACCGGAUGAUAUCGCUGGUAUUCAAUCACUUUACGGUAGGAAAUCUUUAGCUGUAUCUCCAUGUCUGAAGACUGUAAUUGGGUCAGUGUUCACAUAAGUGCCCAGCGAGUACGGUGCUCGGGCACCGAACACGGACAAAAAUGUGAACGCUGCCUAAAUCUGAACAAUUACCCCGGUGGGAGGUAGCAAAUUUGCCAAAAAUGACAAAAGUACCCACCUUAAAGUCAAGACUAUCAGAUUUAUUUACAUAAUGGGGAUUGCUUAAGGUACCAUGUUUUGGAUCCGCUUAUGUAAACCGUGCCCAUACCUAAAGAAAAACAGUUACAGUCAAACCCCUACGGACACUGAGGGGGCCAUAAAAAGAGUCCGUAUUAACGGGGUGUACUUAUUAAUCGGGUCGAAUUUAUAGAGAAAAUGUAAGGACUUUCGUUCCCAGGGAACAAAGCAAACUGUUCGUAAUAAUGAGGUGUCUGUAUUAAGCGAGUGAAUAGGGAGGUUAAGAUGUUACUACGACGACGGCAACGAAAACGUCAAAAAAGCCACAUAACGCGUUUCGGACAUUUCUUUGCCGUCACUGCAGGACUACGACGUGAAUUGCCUAAUUUCAAGUUUUAUCGACAACGUGAACACACGACGACGAAAGUCUCUUUCUCUUUUACAACUUGAAUAUUUUUCUUGAGAAUUCAACUGCAGGAAAAUUCGCCUACAUUAGACAAAUUUAGCGUGUUGGGAUAAUCGCGCCGAAGUUUUCGUUGCCGUCGCUGUCGUGGUAUCUAGAACUCCCUACUGUUCGUAAAGCGGGGUUUGACUGUUUUUCUAUUUGUUCAUUUCUUUACAGAAAAUAAGAGAAAAUAGUAAUUAGUAUAAAAAUUACAUUGAUGAUUAUCAAAAAAUAGAGCGCUAUGAUUGGCUAGGAGCUUCGCUUUAUCCUGCUAUAAUCACCGCGCGGCGAUUAUAACAUUGAAGGACAGCAGUUUUCAAAAUGGCAGCCAGAUUUUUUGAUGUUUCGGAGAUGAAAAUUGAUCAAUAAUUUUAUUUUCCCGAAUAAUCAUCAAUGUGAUUAUACUAAAUCAAUUAGUCGCCUCAGGCGACGUGAAUAUCGGCGAAUAGUCACCUCGACUUCGUCUCGGUGACUAUUCGCCGAUAUUUACGUUGCCUGAGGCGACUAAUUGUUAAUUAUUAUCAUGAUCAGAAAGAAUGAUAUUUGCUUAGACUAACCUGGAUCUCUGUUUUUUGUUUUAAUUGCAGGCAAAUAACUAAAGAAGGAGCAAGUAAGUUUUGUUAAAAAUUAAAUUAAAAUACUGCAGCUAAAAAAAUUAAGCCGAACUCCUUACACCCAGGUUAAAAGGGCAAGAUGAAUAAAACCCACGGAAGAAAAGAAAAGGAAAAAGGUCUGAAGAGGACAAUAAAUGGAAAACUGUAUUUUCUAGUCAUACGAAUUUUUAAGCUGAAAAGCUGUUCAAACAGCUUAAACUAAAAUUAUGUGAUAUUAUAUGAGCCUAUAAUUAGGCUCCAACCACUCGCUGUCCUCUCACAGAAGAAGUAAAGUCUCCAGAGAGAAAACAUUUUGUUAAGAUAAAGUAUUUAUAUUAUGAUUCUCCCUUUAGUCUUCUUGUUAAUGCAGUAUUAAUUUUCGUCUCGUAUAAUAAGAAUUUUUUAUUUCUUUUAGACAUGCAUGAGCAAGGCGAGGAAGUUGAGAAGCGCCCGCUAUAGGAUUUACAAGAAUUACAAAAAAAGUAGUCGAAUGAGAAUCAGGCUAUGAACUGUGUAACUGAUUAAAAAAGAGUUUGGAGAAUCAACAGAAAUAUCUUAUUUUAUGUGAGUUAGUAGACUGCAAUAUGGCCAUAUUUUUGCAUUGGUUGACGACGGAUUGACCGUCAAUCGAAAGUUCCCGGAGCGAGUGUGAAAUUAGAAACAGAUCGAGACUGUGAAUAGAUGCUGUCGGCACGAGGUGCUUAGAUUUUGGUGGAAAGAACCCGACUGUUUUUGCUACUAGGGGUUCUUCCAUAAGCAAGAAAAUUUGAUAUCAAAUAAGGUUUCCCAGGCACUUUGUUUUGUUCAUGACGCUAGGUUUUUGGAAAAGCGCGCGCCAUAUUGAAUGCUAGCAGAGAAAGGAUUUUUCCCAAGUCAUCUGUCAUCCGAGUAGCUGUGAAUUAGUUUAACACAACUGAUCCGCAACGUUAUACAGAAUAGAAGAAAGACAAAAUGGGACUUAAUUUGUUAAAUUUCACACGCCCAGCCGUUAAACUUUUGUCAAAUUGUCAUUAAAAUGGCGGCCACCAGGAAUCUGUGAAGUAGGCCUAAACAUAACAUGUGAUUGAGAAAAGCGGGGGAAAGAGAACUCCGCCAGAUAAAUUUUCUAUCACGAAUCAGAAUUGCCAAACGCCAACCAACCUCCCUCCAAUCGAAUUCCCACGAGAAGCUCAAGAAAUGAUUUUGUACUUGGGGAAAUCAAAACAACAGCUAUGUUUUGACGUCCUUCUUCAAAAAGCUAGCAAACUUUUUUUUUUAUAUUGGAGCAUUAUCAAUUUGCUCAGAAACUGUAUUUUAGCCUGCUUUGCAGCCGGCCCACGCACUCGUCAAUUCAGCGUUUAGAACCUCUAUUCGAAUAUCGAAAAAAAAAAAAAAAUCGGUCACAAGAAGGAGAAAACACAUAAGCCCGGUAUAGAGUUUAUUCACUACUGGGAUCAGGUGAAUUAUUAUACGUUUCUGGGAAACUGCCCACCUACUCCUCCCCUAAGCCAACAUUAACCUUUACUGCUCACUUAGGGCAAAAUAUUGGCUUGGGGGAGGGGUAGGUGGGCAGUUCAUUCAAGCCUUGUUGAAAGAACAUCUACCCUAACUUCAGUCAAUCAGAACAGGGCUUUUCAAGAGUAUUGUUUCUGAGCCAAUCAGAAAAAGGCCAGUUCCUAUAGCUUUUUUUACAUGUGAUCUGAUAAAUAAAUGUAUUUGAUGCCCUCUCCCUACCUGAUUUGGUAUUGGUGGAUCCGUUUGCCUAUUUCGGGUCGGACUUUUUGUACCACCAAGUCUCCAUUCGCACAUCUCUUAUAAUGCACUUUGCCUGCUACCCAAACUUUUGUAUGAGCAGGUCUUGUAAUACCCAGAAAGCAACGGUUAUGGGUUGCAAAUUACAACGUGCUUCGGGAGAUGCGCAAAUUGCGAAUAGGCUACUUCCGAGUUGUACCAAGUCUCGUUUUGAGAACGAGUGCAAAUGGGUUGUCUUUUCUGGAUGAAAAGCUUUCCAUCCCCAUUUUAUUAUAACUCAUUUUCAUCUAAAAGGUCUUUCAUUUUGCACCUUCCUCUUAAGAAGUAGCGAGCCUAAGCAACGACGACGACAACAACGUGAACGUAAAAAAUCGACAGGUUUACUCAGCAAAACAACAACUUUACGGAAAUCUUAAGCUUGACAUGUCUCAUUGUCCUAACGGAACGCACAAAAAAAAACCCAACAACAACAACUUGUCGCAUGGUGCGAUUGAUUUGCCAAAAUAAUAGCCUGCAUAGCUGGCGGUUUGUUUGACAUAGGCCGUUAGCGGUCGUCCCUCUUUUCUCAGAGUCGCGUGCGGCGGGCAAAAAAGUAAAAUUAUGCAAAUGAAUGGCAACAAAGGAGGAGAGAUUGGGGUGGGGAGAAUUUUUUCUUAGGUCGGGCUCAGUCCUCGUUUCUCGCGUCUUCACCGCUCGCCCUCGCGCGUGCCCUCGUUUCUCGUGCUCGCAUUCUACCGUGUCUUAAAAGAAAAAUAAGAGACUGCUCGUAGUCUUGUUUGACAAGAAGGAAAUAAACUUCGAAACCGUACGCGAUUCCUGUUCCAUUCUCCUCUCAGCUUCACUGUUAAUUCGCGCGCUCGACAGACAAAACCUCCAGCUAGGCAGGCUACCCUUCAACCCCCUAAAAAAGAAACUAUACAUAAAUAAAUAAAAUCAAAACAACAGUAGUGUUGCAAUGUGAAAAGUUUUAUUUUGUUUACAAUUAUGCAGUUACAAGUACAAUUUUACAAUUAUUGUUUACUUUUAAGUAUUGUAAAUAUCAAAAUACUUAAACCCAACAUAUCUGGCAUGGACCUUUUACUUGCUCAAAAUCGCUCGUGUCUUAAAGCCGGGCACAUAAGAUGGGAUGGCCGACUCUGAGCUCACGAACUGUAAGCGACGCCUUGUGAUCCGCACUUUUGUCCUAGAAUCAGUCACCGAUCAUGGGAGAGAAUGCAAACGAGCCUACUUGGAGCACGUCCACAGGAAUCUUUUGGCUUAAAACUACGUUAACAUUUAAAGGCGCGAAUAUGCUUUUAAAACACUUAUUAAGGCUAUUUCUACAUUAUACCGGAUAGUUCUUGUGCUGGCACGAAAGCCAUACCAUGCCAGAUAGGGCUUCUGUUCACACAUUAGAAAUGAAAGGCGAUUAGUAAGCGGAGCGAACCUGCGCCGCGCUGAUCUUGAAAGUGGAUCGUCUAUCGGAUAGGUUUCUUUCUGCAGCUCUUCGUGCCAGUGUGAACAGCGUACAUAGAUACCGGGCCGAAGCAUUUCUCAUGUCGACAUGAUAAGCUACAAAGUGAAUUCAUGGCCAGAAAUCGCGGACACGAAGCCCGCGUAACGACAGCGGCAUUCUCCUAUUUCGUAGACAAACAUGGCGAUUUGAAUUACAAAGAAAUGUAUGGAGCGAACAUUAUACUUGAGGAUAGAAAAAGUUUUUGCAUACCUGUAAAAUUUGUGAAGUCGGGAUUCAUUGGUAGAAAGUAUCCGUGAUCACAGCGUAUGCACAUUUAGUCUAUACAAUUCUGUAAACACCGUCCUUUUGAGGCUGACUGUAGCUGUCAUGUCGCUCUCUUAAUCCUUCUAUUUUAUGUGGUAAAUUGCUUAAAUAUCAGUCUUUCACCUCGGCUGGUCGCGUUUGUGGCCGAUUGUUUGAUUUAGUGAAGUUCAUUCCUGAAAUUCAACCUCGUGGGCCACGUGUAUAAUUUUCAGCUAAAUUCGAAACGAUUAACAGCGUCCUUUUUUGUGAUAAAAACACGACCGAAACAUAAUCUAGCUCCAUUGGAAUCUCACGCUAAAAUCCCCAAAAUCCACAGUUAAACAGCGAUAUUUCGGCCUUCCUUUGCUUAAUUUUGCCCCAACACCCAUACUUCGAAAGCUUUUUUCAUGGCCAACCUUUUGUGGUUGCCUGUUUUGGCAAUACUUCCAGUCAACGGUAUUAAUUUGGCACAAAACAAGCACGUAUUCCACGUCUCGAUCUGUCCCGAAGUAUGAGCCCGUCACGCAACUAAAAAUCAGCGGUUAAGAGCAUUAUUAAACAGCCCGAGUGUAAGACGCAGGGAAUGCGAUGUCUGUGAUUUCUGGCCAUGGUGGUAGUUCUAGUAGUGCUAAAAUACGCUUUCUUCGAGGGUCUUUCCGCAAUAUAAAUUAAUGAUUUAAAUAUGAAUUUCCUCAUAUUCCAUGAGUGAAACUGACAAAAUAGAUGGUAAAAUAAAGAAAACUCUAUGAGUAUCUUCCUUACGUUUGUCACACUUCGUCAGUUCGCACUUGACCAGUUUUUCUUAAGGGGCCCAAUGCAAAAAUGCCUGCUGGAUUAAUAUUCCAUUAUUUUAAUUAAAAUUAGCCUAACUGGCCUUGCUUGAGAUAAUGCGUUCUUUUGAAUUUUGUGCUGAAGAACGUGGCUAGUCAGCCUGAGGCUAAUUUUAAUUUUAACAAAAGAACAUUAAUCCAGAAGCCAUUUUUGCAUUGGGUCUAUGCAAGCCUAAAAUACAUCAUUAUUUUUAAGGUUGGACUGAGUCACUCCAAAUCUUGAAAAUUCCGGCUCAAGGGACGACUGCUGUAGAACAGAUUUGUCAGCCCUCAUUUUUUACCCCCCAAAAGACACUGCCUACCUUAACCUGUAACUUAAAAUAUGUUCUGGCAUUCAUUGGCCAUUUCUGAGUAAUUACGAAUGAUUAAGGAUAAUUUGCUGUAGAGUUCUCUCUUGUCGAACCAUCCUUUCAAUGAGAAGAACAGCGGGCAGAGGCUGACAACUGAAGCCCCGACGAUAAGGGCUAUAAAAAGCGAGAAAGUAUUGUGUUAGACUGAAAUGUAGGGACAAACGUUUGUUUUGGUCGGUGGGACUGAAAAAGAAAAGACUCUGAAGCAGUCCACCUAAGAGUUGUGAACUGAUCUUUAAAAGCAUUUUUUUUUUGAAGUUUAAGCAUUCACCACGAAAACAAAUCUGUGCUUCUUACUUUCGGGUACCUUCAGUUCAACCACUAAAUAGAGAGAAGAAGUCGUAGUUAUGUCACGUUGCCAUGGUAGCAAAAUUUCUGGAUGACAACAAACCGAAAAACGCUACUUUUAAAAAACUGUUUCAGACUCCAUCGAUCUCGUUCACUUUCAAUUAAUUUGUGAAAUGUUGGCUAAAUUUUCUGGGGUUGAAUUCGAAAGGACCGUAUUUAAGUUUAGAAAAAGGAAAAAAAAAUAAAGUUGUGUUCACCUAGUUUAUAAAGCGGACGCGUAAAACUGGGAAGUUUCACGUCGUAGUCGUGCUACGACGGCUAAGAAAUGUAGAAAAAAGUGUGAUGCACGUGCAAAGUUGUUAAUUUGCUAACAUAAAUUUUUUGCUUUUUUGCCGUUCUUGUUGCCGUCGCUGUCGUCGUUGCUUAAGCUCCCUAUUGUUGUGAUCCAAAGAUUUAAGCGACCAUGGAGCCAUGACGUCACACUUCUCUUCUCUAUUAAACAAAGCCAAGUAAAAAAUCCUUUUUUAUGAUCAUGACGUCAGCUACGAGUCUGUUUAGGUUAAAUCAGUAUCAAAUUCUUUUUCAGAUUGAGACUCGAAAUUGGUACUUAACAUUUUCCCCGUUUCCACUACAAACAAUUUUUCUGGAAUUUGACCAAGAGAGACGCACUGCUUCCUACUGUAUGACUAAACAUUAGAUUAAGAUGCCCCCGGUAAGCUACUGAUUAAACGCUAGGCUUAUAUUCAUUCGUUUGCCAUAGGACAGUUAAAGCACAAGAUUACAGACAUUACAAUGAAGCUUUCGCUAGAUCUAGCAUUCCUCCGAUAGGUUCUAUUAAUGGACUGAUCCUUUCAAAAGUAAAUAGGCUACUUGCAUCAGAUUCAAAUCUUUAAAUUCCUAUAUAUGCAUUGAAAACUUGGUAAAGACUCGAAGGUAGUUACUGUUAGUUGGCUUUACUAAAAUAAUUACUAGAGUAUUCAUUUCCUUUUUCUUAGAGUGAAACAGUAUCAAUUAGCUUACAGCCUACUUGUGAAAUAGAAUCUGUUGGAUAACGUUUGACCUGGCUCGACUUUAGGUGGAUCGACAGGUGAGGAAGCCUUAACUUACUCGCCUUACGACACAGAAGUCAGAUAAAGAUUAUAAUGCUAGACCUCAUGCCUUCCUUAAGACUCACACUCGUCUUUGACUCAUUUCUGUACAACAACACGAGCCCAUUUUCACGGUGGUUUAUUUUACCGUAACUAUCAACUGUAAUUAUGAUUUGUCUUUUCUCUCUAGUAUUUGAUUUCUUGGGAAAAACGUGCCUGUGGAGCCUUUUGACAAAAGGAAGGCGUUAAGGGUUUUUUCAGCAUUCAACCAGCAAGUUUUUACUUGACAGUUGAGGAAUCUGUUUAAGCUCUUAAAAUGUUGCUGAUCGUAUUAUCAAACGCAUGCUAACGGUAAAUUACAAGUACGUCUGAAAGAGACUAAGCUUUUACUGAAUUAAGGUAUCCUCGAACAAUGAGGGAAACAACAUAUUCAAGGCGAAGAAAAAAUCAUCGAGUCAUUCAUCGCAAUUGUUAGCUCAACAUUUAUAGAUUAUAGUUAACAAACAUACUAUACUUGGAGACUUGGAGGUACUAGCCUGUUCCAGGCAUUCACAUGAUGGAGAAUGUCGCGAAAUUGCUAGUGGAGAGUUUGCUUUGCGUCGCGUGAACCCACCAUAUGAACGCAUGGAAGAGGGUACAGAGGCAACCGAUCGUCUGCUUCUUAAUAUGCUUUAUGCCUAUAAUUAUCCAUUUUUAACUCUUCAGUAUGAGUGCGAAUAUAACGAGAAAUGA